AACGUGGAAGUAAUGCCCAAUCGGUGAGUGUGUUGUCCACCGGAGGGCGUAAUCUAUGAGGACUUGACUUUCGUUUUGAAUAUAUUUUCAAAUGAAAUGUGUUUUUUGCCGAUCGCUUGACAUUCACUUCUUUGAUAUUCUUCGACGUCUUUGAAGAGCGGAAUCAAUGGAUAAAUCCAAUCAUUCGUCGCUUUAUUACAAUUCACUUCUGUUGGAAUCGCCGUCCAUUAGAGACAGCACUUCACGACACGCCAACAGAUUUAUACAAAAUUCCUUUGCCGAGAUGUCUUCAAUGCAUUUGUUAUCAUCAAAUUUAAUCAAUCAAAGUGUCUUUUUGGCAAAUGAAACGAUGGAACCAAAUAGUCGUCUUGACUUUGAUAUUAAAGAAGAUGAAACACAAGAGGACGAGACAAUCACUGCCAGAUCUUCUUUGACUGUUUGCCAACAGUUCUUUGAGACGAAUCAGAAGUAUUCAAUAGAUGUCGACAAUAUCUUUGAAAUGUUGACUGAAUUUGAACUUUUGUGUUGCGAUCAUUUGGUGGUCACCGCCAAUAUGUUAAAAUCGAAAGUAAGACAUUUGGCCGAAUCACAAGACAUGAACAAACUGGAGAAUGUGUUUCGACUCGAGAGAAACAGUUGGAGACUAAUUCGGGCCAUUUUUGAGGACAGACUCAGAAGUGAAGACAAUUCUCAGGAUGAUAUGAUGGUCGACGAUAUCGUAACUAAAAUGAGUGACAAAACAUUGAUUGAACGCACGUUUGAGACAAACAAUCAAUUAAGACAAAUGCAAUUAGUUAUUGAUUGGUUAGAGAAGAACCAAUUGGAUGAUAACGAGGAUGUGGCCAAUGAUCGCAUUCAGUUCUAUUCCGAGGGUCCAUAUUCUUGGGAAAAUACUUUACACUCAUUGAAAACAAGAGAUGAAAACUAUGAAAGCGGACGACAAUUAUGUCAACGAAUGGAUCCGGACGGUCCUAUCAGAACUCGUCAAUCACUUCACGAUCUCGAUGUUGAAGACGAGAACCGAUUGUAUCGCUAUAUUUUCCAAUUGCUUCGCGCCGGACAACUGUUUGACGCAAAAGAAGUGACACAAAGACUCGGAUAUCAUUGGUUGUCUGCAGCUCUCGAUGGAUGGCUUCUAUAUCAUGAUCCCAAUUACAUCAACGACAAAGAGACGCGCAAAGUUUUAGAGCCAAUUGAAGGUAACGCUAAUCGCGAUCUUUGGAAGUAUGUCUGUUGGAGAGCUUCCAAGGCUGAGGGAACCAACAUUUACGAGAGAGCUAUAUAUGCCGCUCUGACCGGGAAUUUGGCCAUUUUAUUGCCACUCUGUCCCAAAUGGAAUGAUAAACUUUGGGCUUAUUUUAAGAGCUCACUUGACGUUCAUAUUGAGAGUGAACUGAAAAACACUCUCAGUGUUAGACCGGAAGCCAAACCUCGUUUUACUAUUGAUUUACCCGAUCUUUAUUGGGACAAUCAAUUGAAUUCAAAUCAGAUUUUCAGAGAAAUGGAAACUCACGGAAGUCUUUCAUCUCUUGUUGAGGAAACUUAUCACCAAAAUAUCCAAAAGUUUAUAAUACUUUGCGAUAUUGACGGUCUUAUUGAUUAUAUGUAUGAAUGUUCCAAAUUUGUCGCUGAUAUGCGACCAACAAAAGUCGAAACUAGAAGUGGCCGCAAAUCAGAGAAAAAAGAGUUGAUAGUUAAUCCACAAUUGCUCCGAUUUUUUGCUCAUUUAGUAUUGACUUUAAGAUAUUUGAAUGUAAAGACAAAUCGUGAGAUGUUAGCCGUUGCUAUAAUCGAGUAUUAUAUAAAUUAUUUAAUAGACAACAAUCAGAUCCAAUUGGUUACUUAUUAUACAUCAAAACUACCGAAAAACAAUCAGAUAACGACUUUUGCACGACUCUUGGAGGGCGUUGAAGACGAAGAUGACCGUAAACUAUGCAUUGCUUUGGCAAAGAAAGCAGAACUCGAUAUCAAUUCUAUUACUGUGACUGUUGUGGACAACGUUAGAACCAAAUUGGAAGAAUUGCCAUCAGCUUCUGAACUAAUGAACACAACUACAACUGAAGACAAAAAGAAAAUCAAUUCAUUAGAUUGGCUACUCUUUCAAGAUGUACAAGAAUGGACUGAAGCUAUUAAACAAUCGAAUACAAUGAUGAGAAACUUUUUAUUAUCUCGAAAAGUGGAUGCAAUGAAAGAUACAUUUCUUAAACUUCCCGAAGAUAUCAUCGAUAAUGUGUAUAAUCAAUGCAUUCGCAGAACUGGUAGCAAUCAAUUGAACACCGAUAACGACAACGCUAUUCGAGAAUAUCUUUGUCAUAAGGCUUAUAUUCAAGCAAAUGAUGCCUUUUCUGACUGGCUCUAUUGUCUUCAUAACUCCAAACCUCGUGAACCAUUGAAACCGGUGUCUAAACGGUUUGCCGAUACAGUGGCUUACGAACAGUCAUUAAAACAAUAUGAAUCUGAUUUAAACUACUGGAAGGAAAUGCUUAAAAAACAAGGAAAACUGACGGCAGAAAAGAUAGAACACGUCUUGCAUUUCCCUGACGGCGGAUGGAUGGCUGACCAAAGACACGAUGGCUCUAAAGACGAACUAAGACUUAACCAAAUGGAAGAAUUGAGGAAACAAUAUAUUCCUCAACUUGUUUUCAUUGCUCAUUCCAUUCAUAAGUCAUCAAACAAUUUGUCAGAAUGUCUAAAACUGGCCGAUUUAGUGGCCGACGAACGUAAAGCCAUUUAUAAAAUGUUUUCAAAGGAACUGUUGUCUGAUUUCCUAAAGAAGUUGAGAGAAUCAUCCGUUGAAAUUCUUAACGAAAUAUCCGAUCCGUUGGGAUAUACAACACUCUGAGCUC
Molecule: messenger RNA, 2846 nt
Organism: Oppia nitens
Lineage: Eukaryota; Metazoa; Arthropoda; Arachnida; Sarcoptiformes; Oppiidae
Gene: Nup107
Product: nuclear pore complex protein Nup107-like
Exons: 7
Coding region: 167-2842 (891 amino acids)
Biological process (GO): protein import into nucleus; regulation of DNA-templated transcription; post-transcriptional tethering of RNA polymerase II gene DNA at nuclear periphery
Cellular component (GO): nuclear pore; nuclear pore outer ring
Molecular function (GO): structural constituent of nuclear pore
Source: RefSeq, a predicted model, not a curated record